Molecule: messenger RNA, 1741 nt
Organism: Trichosurus vulpecula (common brushtail)
Lineage: Eukaryota; Metazoa; Chordata; Mammalia; Diprotodontia; Phalangeridae
Gene: ARF4
Product: ADP ribosylation factor 4
Exons: 6
Coding region: 341-883 (180 amino acids)
Biological process (GO): intracellular protein transport; vesicle-mediated transport
Cellular component (GO): plasma membrane; cytoplasm
Molecular function (GO): GTP binding; GTPase activity
Source: RefSeq, a predicted model, not a curated record
GGCUUCCAGCCGGCAGGAAAAGGGGGCGGAGAAAGGGAGGUGGGGGUGGAAGCGCUGACGCGAUUCUGUCCGCGUUGGAGCCGCCGCCGUGACCGCCGCCGCGUGACGUGGCAGAGCCCGAGCGCGAGCCGUCGAGCGCAAGCGCCCCAUUCCUACAAUAAAUGCCCGCCGAGCCGCCGCCGGUGCCAGCCGCUCCUGCCGUCUGAGCCCGCGCCCGAGCCCCAGCCGGUGUCGGGGCCGCCCCUCCGCACGGAAGCCGCGAGCAGAGCCACGCAGGCCGCGGGGCCCGCCGCCCCCGUCCGUCCCCGUCACCGCCGCCUUUGUUCCCGUCACCGCCGCCAUGGGCCUCACUAUCUCGUCGCUCUUCUCCCGCCUCUUCGGCAAGAAGCAGAUGCGCAUCCUGAUGGUUGGUUUGGAUGCUGCUGGAAAGACGACUAUUUUGUACAAGCUGAAGUUAGGGGAGAUAGUCACCACCAUUCCAACUAUUGGUUUUAAUGUUGAAACAGUAGAAUAUAAAAAUAUUUGUUUCACAGUAUGGGAUGUUGGUGGUCAAGAUAAAAUUAGACCUCUUUGGAGGCAUUACUUCCAAAAUACACAGGGUCUUAUUUUUGUGGUAGAUAGCAAUGAUCGUGAGAGAAUUCAAGAAGGAGCCGAAGAGCUGCAGAAAAUGCUUCAGGAAGAUGAAUUGCGGGAUGCUGUGCUACUGCUCUUCGCAAACAAGCAGGAUCUGCCCAAUGCCAUGGCGAUCAGUGAAAUGACAGAUAAACUAGGCCUGCAGUCCCUUCGUAACAGAACUUGGUAUGUUCAAGCUACCUGUGCUACACAAGGAACUGGGCUGUACGAGGGUCUGGACUGGCUGUCGAAUGAACUCUCCAAACGUUAAAUCCAGCCGGAUAACUGACCAAGGACAUGUUUGAUAGAAUUGGGUCUAGGCUUGUUACAACAAAAUUAGUUUGCAUCUUGGUUAUUAAAUGGUAUCUUGGAACUGGUUUGGGCAGGAUUUUACAGCAUUUAAACUCAUUUUGUUGCCAAUUAUUGUUUACCAAGUUUAACGUUGCUGUUAUAGCAGUUACACUUGGAUUUAAAAAAUUCUCCUUAACUUGAAAAAAAAGUGUACUCUUAUGAUUUUACUUCCCUUGGCCUAAAUGCCUGGACAUAGCUAUUGUGACGACCUUCAAAUGAAUAUGUUUUGAAUGUUUUUUUGAGCCCCAAUAAAUAAUGUUUUAAAGUUUCCCCUUGCUACUUUACUGAUACCUUAUGUCAUUCCUUGGACAGUCUGCUGAUUUCAAAACGUAGCAUUCCAUUUGUAUUUAUUUCUCUCCCUUGCCAAAAAGACUUUCUAAUACUGCUGCUGCCAGCCAAGAAAAUGCUCUAAAACACUAUUCAGAUUUCCUGCAACUGAGGGACAUUGGAACUUUUUUAUUAACCAGCCCUGCUUAUCUUCGUGUGAUUUGGACUUGAUGGAUAAUUAAUUCUGUGCUGGUGGCCAAGAGUUGAUACUGAGAUGGCUUUUAAUACUCAGCAGAUUGUCUUCCUUUCUAUUGUAUCUUUUUUUAUGUUGCAUGUUGCUUUUGGUAUCAGACUGACUUUUUGCCCAGUGUAUCAUAGUUCAGCUGAUGUUUUAUUGUUUAUUGGUGAACAUAUCUUCAUUAAGAGAUUUUGGAAAAUUCAUCAAACUCAAUAAUGAAUUAGUUUCUUCAUAACCCACUUGAAAUUAUUCCUAAUAAAAUGAUAAAAUAUA